Molecule: messenger RNA, 678 nt
Organism: Tupaia belangeri chinensis (Chinese tree shrew)
Lineage: Eukaryota; Metazoa; Chordata; Mammalia; Scandentia; Tupaiidae
Product: V-type proton ATPase subunit E 1
Exons: 1
Coding region: 1-678 (225 amino acids)
Biological process (GO): proton transmembrane transport
Cellular component (GO): proton-transporting two-sector ATPase complex, catalytic domain
Molecular function (GO): proton-transporting ATPase activity, rotational mechanism
Source: RefSeq, a predicted model, not a curated record
AUGGCCCUCAGUGAUGCUGAUGUGCAAAAGCAGAUUAAGCAUAUGAUGGCUUUCACUGAACAAGAGGCCAAUGAGAAAGCAGAAGAAAUAAAUGCAAAGGCAGAAGAAGAGUUCAACAUUGAGAAAGGUCGUCUUGUGCAAACUCAAAGAUUGGAGAUUAUGGAAGACUAUGAGAAGAAAGAAAAGCAGAUUGAGCAGAAGAAAAUUCAGAUGUCUAAUUUGAUGAAUCAAGCAAGGCCGGAGGUCCUCAGAGCAAGAGAUGACCUUAUCACAGACCUUCUGAAUGAAGCAAAGCAGAGACUCAGCAAAGUGGUGAAAGAUACAUCCAGGUACCAGGUGCUGCUGGAUGGACUGGUCCUCCAGGGCUUGUACCAGUUGUUGGAGCCCCGAAUGAUUGUUUGUUGCAGGAAACAAGACUUUCCUCUGGUAAAGGCUGCAGCACAAAAAGCCAUCCCUAUGUACAAGGUCGCCAUCCAAAAGGAUGUUGAUCUCCGGAUCGAUCAGGAGGCAUUCUUGCCUGAGGACAUAGCUGGUAGGGUUGAGAUCUACAACCGAGACUGGAAAAUAAAGGUUUCUAACACCCUGGAAAGCUGGCUGAACCUCUUAGCCCCACAGAUGAUGCCGGAAGUCUGGGGAGCCUUGUUUGGUGCAAAUGCCAAUGAGAAGUUUUUGGACUAA